AUGGGCCUACUGUGGACUCCACUCUCACUUUUGCUCCUAUUGGUUGGGAGGCCCGCCUGCCUAAGGACCCAGGACCACCCCAGCUGCCUAGAACCCAGAAAACUGGAAGCCAGCAAAGUGGUCCUCCUGCCCAGUUGUCCUGGAGCCCCAGGAAGUCCUGGGGAGAAAGGAGCUUUAGGCCCUCAAGGGCAGCCUGGACCACCAGGCAAGAUGGGCCCAAAGGGUGAGCCUGGAGACCCAGCGAAUCUGCUUCGGUGCCAGGAGGGCCCCAGAAACUGCCAGGAGCUGCUGAGCUGGGGUGCCAUGUUGAGCGGCUGGUACCAUCUAUGCCUACUCAAGGGCAGAGCCCUUCCAGUUUUUUGUGACUUGGACACCAAAGAGGGCGGCUGGCUGGUGUUCCAGAAGUGACAGGAUGGGUCCGUGGAUUUCUUCUGCUCUUGGGCCUCCUACAAAGCAGGUUUCGGAAGCCAGGAGUCCGAAUUCUGGCUGGGGAAUGAGAAUCUGCACCCUCUCACUGCUCAGGGUACCUGGGAGCUGCGGGUGGAGCUGGAGGACUUCACUGGCAACCAUUCCUUUGCCCACUAUGAGUCCUUUCGCCUCCUCGGGGAGGUGGAUCACUACCAGCAGGUGCUGGGCAAAUUCACAAAGGGCACUGCAGGAGACUCCCUGUGCUUGCAUAAUGGGAAGUCCUUUACCACCUACGAUGCUGACCACAACAUGAGCAAGAGCAGCUGCGCCGUGACUGUCCACGGUGCCUGGUGGUACAGAAUGUGCUACGGGUCCAAUCUCCAUGUGCAUGCAAUGUCUGGGGCCACUGCUCACAAGUAUGGCAUCGACUGGGCCUCAGGCCAGGGCGUGGGCCACCCUUAUCGCAAGAUUCACUUGAUGCUUCACUAG
This is a messenger RNA of Hyaena hyaena (striped hyena), 897 nucleotides long. RefSeq names its product ficolin 3 (gene FCN3). Lineage: Eukaryota; Metazoa; Chordata; Mammalia; Carnivora; Hyaenidae. The record is from RefSeq and is a predicted model, not a curated record.